AUGAAUUAAGACUCUUAAUUUUAAUAGAGUUAAGAUUUUAAAUGUAAAGAUCAUCCUGAAUAAACUGCACUUUUUUGGUGUAAAUAAAUUGAUUGCAAUGAGAAUCGGAUUUUCUGUCUGAAUUGUCAAAAGUAGAAUAAACAUUUAUAACAUUACGAUGAAGAUGUCCUUAGCAUUCAUGAUUUAAAUUAAUUUUUAAUUGAGAAAUCAAAACAUUCUAUAAAGCUCGUUUAAGAAUGCCAAAUUUAAUUCUAAUCAACAUUUAAAUCAUAUGAGAGGUUUAUGUCUGGUUUAUCAUACAAGUUCUGCGGAUUAGAAGAUAAAAUUAAUUAAUUAAAAACUUAUUAAAAAUAAUAAGCACUUGAUUCUUUACUUAGAUUUGAUGAAUUUAAGAAUCAUUUGAAUACCAACAUUUUAGGAUUUUUGAUCAAAUUCUAAAACAUUUUAGAUGAUCUUUUUACAAAAUUAGAAUUACAUUUGAUUUAAUAUUAGAUCACUGAUUAGUAAAUUAAAAUUAAUAAAGAUGAAUAUUAAAGCGGUUUUAAUUCAUCUUUAGGUUAAGGUAUCUCUUUAAAUAUUGGAAAUUAAUAAAAUGAAGUAAUUAAACUAUUUGAUAAGUUAUUAUUAAAUGAACCUUAUAAUGUAGAAAUUAUGUAUUAAAAAGGUUAGCAAUGAUUAUUAUUUUAAGCAAUUUCAUUAAGUUAAUCGAAUUAUCCAGAACUUGCUAAGUAGAUAUGCAUAGAGAUAAUUUAAAUUAAUCCAAAACAUGAACUCUCUUUAUUGAAAUUGGGUAUUAGAUUACUAUUUAAUUUAGGUGACAUUUUAAAAAAUUAACAGUCUUAUAAGUAGGCUUAGUAAUAUUAUGAAAAAUGUAUUUCAAUAAAUUUAAAUAAUUCAGCAGCAUAAUUUGGAAUAGGUAUUACAUAAUUAUUAUUUUUAGGGGAAUGUUUAAGGGAGACUUAUUAAUUUCAUCAUGCAUUAUAAUACUAUCUAAAAUCUAUUGAAUUAAAUUCCUUUAAUAGUGACUAUUUCUUUUAUUUUGGUAAAUGUCGAUUUAAUAUUUAUUAGGUGAUUGUUUAAGGUCCUUAAUGAGAUAUGAAGAAGCUAUUAAGGCAUAUGAUAAGGUUUUAAUUAAAGAUCCUCAUUAUUCAGAAGCAAUGGCAGGAAAAGGUAACAAAUUAUAUAUUAAAUUAUUAAAGGAAUUUGUUUAUUGUUUUUAAGUGAAAUUGAUGAAGGAUAGAAAUGUAUAAUAAAUUCAUUAUCUAUCAAAAACAAUUCCUAUUUAGGAUUAUAUGGAAAUGGUAAAUUUAAGGAAUUAUGUUAGGAAUGCUCUUAUGUACAAUCCAUCACUAUGAAAAAGCUAUUGAAUAUUUUGAUUAAGCUUUGUCCAUAUAUCCCUACCAUAUGGAUUCAUUUUGUUGGAAAGGUAAUUUGAUUUGGAAUUAAUCAAAGGUGAAUGUCUAAGAUUGUUGAAUAAAUUUGAAUUAGCACAAGUAUGGUAUGACAAAGCUUUGGCCUUAUAUCCAUAACAUUUGAAUUCAUUAUUUGGAAUAGGUAAUUUGAAUUGAAAAUAAUUAAAGCUGAAUGUUUAAGAUUGUUGAAUCAAUUAGUAUUAGCACUAGAAUGGUAUGACAAAGCUUUGGCCUUAAAUCCAUAACAAGUGAGUUCAUUAUCUGGAAAAGGUAAUUUGAAUUGAACUUAGUUAAAGGUGAUUGUCUAAGAGGGUUGAAUCAACUUGACUAAGCACAAGAGUAUUAUGACAAAGUUUUGGCCAUAAACUCAUCACAUACUUAUUCAUUAUAUGGAAAAGGUAAAUUUUAAACUAUUUUUAUGUUAGCCUUUAUUUUAUUAGAAUAAAACUAAUUAGAAACCGCAUAUUCUUUUUUCAAUUAAGCAUAUUAGAUUAAUCCAGAUUAAAAUUUCAAGUAAGCAUUUUUAAGUAAUUCACUCUAUAUAAUCAGGUUAAUAUGUUAAAAAAUCAUAAUAUAGUUGA
Paramecium octaurelia is the source of this 1993-nucleotide messenger RNA. The record is from the annotation of a GenBank genome assembly. Lineage: Eukaryota; Ciliophora; Oligohymenophorea; Peniculida; Parameciidae.